Molecule: messenger RNA, 2838 nt
Organism: Pisolithus orientalis
Lineage: Eukaryota; Fungi; Basidiomycota; Agaricomycetes; Boletales; Pisolithaceae
Product: fungal-specific transcription factor domain-containing protein
Exons: 16
Coding region: 1-2838 (945 amino acids)
Biological process (GO): DNA-templated transcription
Cellular component (GO): nucleus
Molecular function (GO): DNA-binding transcription factor activity, RNA polymerase II-specific; zinc ion binding; DNA binding
Source: RefSeq, a predicted model, not a curated record
AUGGAAUCCUCCAUCCGUGACGCAAAGUCGAGUGGCCCCCAGACAGUCCCGCCGCCUCAACCGAUCUUGCAGCAGGCAUCCCCAUCCGCCCCGAAGUCGUCGUCGAGGAAGACACGGCAGAAGAAACAGGCCGACUCACCAAAGUCAGCUUUUCGUCCCGCACCGCAGCCCUCCAGUUCUCGCCGCCGCCGGAGCAGCACAAGAGAUCGUUCUCAGCCUCUAUCCACCGCUCCGCGUCCGCAGGUAGACAACUUGCCGCAAUCUCCGCAAGACUUUCCUCGAUUGACAACCGCCCGUACCCCGACUCUCCAACCUUACCACGGUAUCUCGUACAUGAUGAAUCCCAAUUAUCCAAUAAACCCUUCCCCGUUUACCCAACACCACAACCCUCCUGCUUAUCCCGCUGCUGCAAAUAUGAAUGCCGCCAAUGGCUCGGGCAUACCCGGUCAUCCUCAUCAGUACUACCCAAUGCAUCCUGCACCUUACGGUCCACUCCCUCACGGAUACGCACCAUAUACUCAGUAUCCUCAACAGAUGGUGGCACCUACCGAACAGCAGCAGCCUCUUAACUCACCACCAGCUUCGACGUCCGCACCAUCUGUCUCCACUGGCAAACGGAAACGGAGGGCAGACGGAGUUCGCGACAGGGACCCUGCCGGCGAGAAGGAGUCCGACCAGGAAGCGACCUCCCAUAGCACUGCCACUCAGCGUGCCUGUGACAGUUGUCGCACCAGAAAGAUCAGAUGCGAUGUUUUGCCUGAUGCAGAUCCUCCACUCUGCCAACACUGCAAACAGUACGGUUUUGAGUGUACUUUUUUCCUUCCCAUCGCGGAAACUCGCUUCAAGAAGAAAAAACAGUCUGAAGAAGAAGUCGGUACUGAAAAGGAUAAGGAUAAGUCAUCCGAUACACGUCGCACCACUAUGUCACCCCAAGCAGACCCCAGUGACCGCCAGGUUUUCGGACCCACUAACGCAAUCCACUUGUUACACUCACAAGCUACCAUAUCGUCCCGCGUUUACGAGAGUUAUGAUCAACGUUAUCAUCACACUUGGGAAGUAUCGAAGAAUGGCGAUGGCCUUAUCUCGGUGCACAAUGCCCCCGCAGAUGACAAGCAAGCAUCGCACCCCAAACCUAUUGAUCUGCAUGUCGCACCUGAGGUCAUUCAGGACCUUGUUAAUGCAUAUUUCAAAGAAAUAGCACCCGUUUUGCCCAUUAUCACCCAAGCAGAAUUCCUCGCAAAUCCUUGCCCGCCACCUGUUCUAAUCUAUUCUAUGUGUCUCGUUGCGGCCGCCCGCAGAGAAGUUUUGCAAUCGGUCUUUGACUCAAUACGAUAUAUCGUGAAUAAUGUCAUCAAAACAGAGGAUGUAUUGUCGACAGCGUCGAUCGCAAAUGUACAAGCACUGUUAAUUCUGAGUAUGGUGGGUGACAGUCACUCACAAUACGUUCCCAAUGCUCUGUCAGCAUUGUGGAUCCGACUCGGUACCGCAAUUCGGAUGGCGCAAGAUCUGGGGCUCCAUCGUGCAGAAUCCGUAAAGCAAAAUAUCGAACUCCGAAGACGCUUAUGGGUUGCCUGUGUCAUAUGCGACAGAUGGACAAGCCUGACGUACGGUCAUCCCUAUAUGAUCGAUGUACAGGAUUGUGAUGCACGCCUUCCUUCUUCGGGCGAUCCGAAUGACUUGUAUAUGGAUGAAUUAGGUCGACUCAGCAUCAUCCUUGGUCGAGUAUUGAAGACGAUUUACAGCCCCUCUGGUCUGAUGUUUACAACUGACGAGAUGCUUUAUGAAUUACUGGCGGAUCUGGAGUCUUGGAAGGCCAAUCUUCCAGAAAGCCUCAAGUACCGAGGAGUUGACACUGCUUGGAAUGCAGGCCUCCUCCAUCUUUUGUACUCUUGCGUCUGUAUGAUUUUUUGGCGUGUAUUCAUGCGAAUAUCAUACACUUGCCCGGCGCACCUCAAGUUUGGCUUAACCAUGGAGACGUGGACUGCCCUCGUCAAACUAACAGGAGAAUCUAUUGAUUGGCUUGAUACCCAUGAACGUGUGUAUGACAUAUGGCUGCUUGUUGCAUAUGCUGCGACUUCAUGUGCACUCGUACAGUAUCAUACGUGGGCUCGACGGCAAGAUGCGGACGCUGCUAUCAAGCUUCGGAAGUUGCGUGAUUGCGUCCGUAGGUGGGAGAGUGCGAUAUCUCCCGAGCAUAUGUCUGCUGGACGGAAGACGGCCGAGAUUAUCUCACUACUUUAUGAGGCUACUCAAGGUCCACCCAUUCCUCUUGACGAGCCACCAUUGCUUAACCCGACGGGGGGUGUCAAAGGCCGACGACCGCUAGGUGGACUUGAAUACAAAAAGGACCCAUCCCGUCCUGGUGGCGGUGUUUUCGUCGCCCAUGGCGAGGCACGUAAAGCAGAUUAUGGCGUGCCCAAGGGUACGAUCAUUACUUCGUCUGAUGAGGAAUCCGAAGAACCGCCAGCAGCAGGAUCCUCAUCACUAGUAAACAUCAGGCCACUCACGUCGGGGACACUGAGGGAAGCUAACGUGAAUCCUGCGUUGAACCACAUGGCAAGCCAAACACCUGGAAAUGUACAGGUUUUGAACGCGUCGGGUAAGUUGGAACGAUUUGCGAUGGCUGAUGUGGGACUCUUGGAGGGCAUCCCGGGAGGAAUGUUCGACUGGGGCCAAUGGGGUUCGUUUUUUACUCGGCUCAACUCCACCAUGCCUGACGGGACGGCUGGCGGACAUCGAGGAGGGCAACAGCCAGGUGUGGCUGACACUUUAACCGCUGGGGCGUCAGAAUCUGAGCAGGUGUCCCAGCCAGAGAAAAGGGAUCAAGAGCAAUCAUAG